AGAAGUAUAUACAAAAGGAAAAACGAAUGCAGGUGGGCACGCGUAGCGCAUAUACGUAUUUCUAUACAAGUGCAUCCCCUGAAAUCAGAAAUCGAGUCUAGCACUAUCGUCACAAGAUUUUUUCAUUUUCAUGUUUCCGUCAUUUGUUUCUCACGUCACAAAAGUAUGUAUAGCAAAGUCGCCUCUAAAAACUUCGUGUGAUUGAUGUGUUAGUUUCUGUUAGUUUAUGAUUUUUUUUUCGUUUUUGGGAGGCAGGGUCAGUGAUCAUCUUCACCCAGAAAAGAGCGUUGAUUUGUGAAUCUGUUUGAGCAGCUAUUUUUUCAAACUGGUGCGCUGGGCGUUCAUUUUCAUCUUUUUUCUUUGUUGUUUCCCGGAGGACAAAAAAUAUCAUGGUAAAGAUUCGGACAGGCGAUUGGACCUGCCCUGGCUGCCGGACAAUUGUCUUCGCCUCGAAGGACAAGUGCAUCAAAUGCAACUUCGACCGCAGCCUAGCGGCGAAGGUAGGCGAACCGGAUUGGGUUUGCAAGCAUUGUCAGGAGAUCAAUCGGGCUAGCAAAAAAGAAUGUGUCAAGUGCGGAACCGCUCGCAGUACUAGUAGGCCAUCGAGCAGGGAAAACAGUCAUGUUGACGAGGACGAACAAAUGGGUGGCGCGACUCCGGGCGAAGGACCAGGUAAUGUUGGCAAUGAUCUAUACUACUACAAGUACAACCGCCGCGGUGUAGUUCUUCUUGUUAGGAAAUAUUUGCGGGGACUGAUGGCCCGCCCAGGACGACCGCAUUAUACAGUCUCCUCCAGGUUGUGGUACUGCAGGCUGUUGAAGAUGUUCAUACAUACAUCGGCGAAUGAAUUGAAAGAACAAAACCGCGCUGGUUCACCCGGAUGCGAGAUGCCCAGCAAACUGCCGAUCGCGCCGCGCGCCCAGCAUGCCCACAGGUCGAAUACCAUGUGGCUCCUGCCGCAGCAUCGUCGUUGCCUUUGAAUCGUACCUAGCCUGCCGCCCAGCCGCGCCUACGUCUUUUGGUUUGUUGUUGUUCUGUUUUAUUUUCGUUUCAAAGAAUUGGAAGCCGAAGCCUUUUCGCACAGAAACCGCAUGCACGCACAGUUGUCAAAAUAUAGAAUAAUCAUAAAGAUUAAGUAAGAUAAAUCAAAAUCAAUCAACAAAGCGGCCGCCUGGUUGCUGUCGCUGUGCGCACGGCUUCGCAGUUCCAACAUUAUGCGGAAUCGCAACUAUUUUUUAUCACAAUGGAGAAUCAGCAUAUAAUGCUAGAAAAUGGCUCAGACUGCUAUGACUACGAUCGAUCGGAAGCAACGGCCGCAGGAUCUUGAAGUCGAACUUCACGGAUUUUCUCGAGUUUAUACUAUAUGCAAAAACGGUAAGGCUUUGAAAUGAUUCUUUACAGGUAGUGCUCUUGACGAUCAGGGUGGAUCUGGAUACGGUACGCCCGCUAUUGGUGGUGAACCAGCGUCGCAGGACGAUGGCCAGCACCUCACCCCACCAGGCUUCGUGAUUGAGGAACAAGGCCCCAACAACAGCCCCCGGAUGAUGAUGAACCCGUUUGCUGUCGAGGCCCAGAGCUCCUUCAACGUGGACGACGAGAUUUCCAAGGAAAUCAGCCAUCAGAACGUAUUGGACAUGCUGGAUGACACGCUCGCCGUGACUAAGAUGUCGGUGGACCGCGAGUCGGACUUGCUGGAAAGCUCCUUAUCCCAAGCGGCGCUGUCGCACAACAAGAAGGGCGACGGGAAGAAGGGGGGACCGAACAAUCGGCUGGACGGCGAUUGGGACUGCGUCACCUGUGGCGUGAUGGUGUUUGGGUCCAAAGACAAGUGCUUCAAGUGUUCGCGCGCGAAGCCGAAGGUUGCCAAAGACGCACCCAACCGGCGUGAGGGGGACUGGGACUGCUGGAAAUGCGGCGAGCUGGUCUUUGCCAAGAAGUCCAAGUGUUUCGUCUGCAACUUCGACCGCCGCGACGAGCCGCCAGCGGGCGGCCGGCCGCGCAACCGCAGCACGCCGCGGGGUCGCGGAGCUGGCCGAUCGCGGUCCCGAGACCGCCAGCGUCGGUCCCGCUCGCGCCGGCGUGGUGAUCACGCUGCCGACCUCUCCGAGCCCAUCAGGAAUCCCACUGGCGAGGUGCGCGAGGGCGACUGGUCGUGUCCCAGCUGUGCCACGCACUGCUUCGCGUUCCGCGACAAUUGUUUCAAGUGCGGCUACGACAAGAGAAAAGGCGGUGCGUCUGUCGAACAGGAGCAGCCCGUCCGAUCGCAAAGGACGGGAAGGAUGGAGCGAGACCAGUUCGGAGAGCAGUCGCAAACCACCAGAAAAGGUAAUGGGAAGGCAGCGGAUUGGCCGUGUCCAAAAUGCGGAACAUUGGUGUUUGGGUCGAAAGACGACUGCUUCAAGUGUGGAUAUUCCCGCGCUACUUCCUCCUCCGCCGCGCCGCCCUCGCAGAGGACGGCAGCCGCGACUGGCCAGCCUACGCAACGCCGUGGUGCUGCGGGCGGCGGACAACAGGAUCAUCCGAACGCCCGCCCCGGGGAUUGGAACUGUCCCGGCUGCGGAAUGCUUGUGUUUGGUUCCAAGGACAGUUGCUUCAAGUGUGGUUACUCGAGGUUGAACGAUGCAGGUCCACCUGGCACACCCGGGGGAGCCUCGGGGACAAGGCCAUCAAACAAUGCUAGCGGUCCAUACAGCAGUUUCAACGCAGCUCCAACGCCUGUUGGAGCCUCCUCGGGAGCCGGGAGCCAGAACGUUCGCCCGGGCGACUGGGCCUGUCCAAAGUGCAAUACCAACGUGUUUGCGUCCAAGGAUUCUUGUUUCAAGUGUGGUUACUCUCGGUCGGCCCCUGGCGGUGCAGGUGGUGGCAAGAGUGCGGCAUCCAAAGGCAAAGGUUCAGGGAAGCAGGGAAGCGACAUUGUAAGGCCCGGUGACUGGCCGUGUCCAAAGUGCAACACUAAUGUGUUCGCAUCCAAGGAUAGCUGCUUCAAGUGUGGCUAUAGGCGUGAAGUGCUUGCACACUAAUGGAAUAAGAGUACUUAAUAAAAUUAGAAAAGUUGAAGAUGAAGCAAGUGCGAAAGCGAUGCUGAUGAAACACAUGCAACAAAGACAAAAGUCCACGGAUAAGAACAACUGGUGAUAUGAAGAUUGCCGCAGCUACUUUUUUUGUUGGAAGUGUUUCAUGAAGAUGAGAAUGUGGCUCUAUUGCUGAUAGAAGACGCGCUUAACAAGCUUGUGGGCCGACGUUUCUUUGCAGCAGAUACGACAAGACGCAACUUACGACCAUCCACAUGCAGGGUUCUCAUCACGGCCACAAGCACUACAAUUCGGAGCAGAGAAUAACAUAUGCAUGACUAGCACAGAACGGAAAAGAAGAAGCAUCAAAUUUGAAGAAAUCAAGCAGCUACACGUUACAUUAGUUGUACUCUCGUAUGAUCUAUGAACGGAGGCAUCACGACCAAGCCGCUGCGCAAAUUCAACUAGACGGAGACCUUGCAUUGUAGCUAGAAGCAAGAUUAUGUCGAUUUUCGAUUCUCUUUGGGCUGCUGAUUAAAACUGUUGAACGAUCAUGAUGAAAUCGCACGAAGAUACCGAAGAUGGCCAAGUAGCUAUAAG
This is a messenger RNA of Amoebophrya sp. A120, 3611 nucleotides long. The record is from the annotation of a GenBank genome assembly. Lineage: Eukaryota; Dinophyceae; Syndiniales; Amoebophryaceae.